This is a messenger RNA of Grosmannia clavigera kw1407, 1203 nucleotides long. RefSeq names its product homocysteine synthase. The record is from RefSeq and is a predicted model, not a curated record. NCBI's taxonomy places the organism in Eukaryota, Fungi, Ascomycota, Sordariomycetes, Ophiostomatales, Ophiostomataceae. Gene Ontology annotation, biological process: transsulfuration. Gene Ontology annotation, molecular function: transferase activity, transferring alkyl or aryl (other than methyl) groups; pyridoxal phosphate binding. The transcript is spliced from 6 exons. Bases 1 to 1203 code for a protein of 400 amino acids.
AUGGCAGACGCGUUUGCUCCCUUCAGGGUGGAUGUUGACUUAGAAGCCGAGCGGGCGUUUGAUACUCGACAGAUCCACGCAGGUGCAAAGCCUAACCCCGCCACAAAAGCAAGGGCUGUGCCUAUUUACGCGACAGCACCUACAGUAGAAGUGUUUGAGAAGAGAGUCGCUGCUUUGGAAGGCGGAACCGCCGCGGUAGCAUGUGCUUCUGGCCAGUCGGCAGUCUUUCAAGCAAUAAUCUUGUGUCUAGCUCAUACUGGGGAUAACAUCGUUGCAUCAACCGCUCUCUACGGUGGUAGCUACAGCAUGUUCAAGACGCUUCUACCUCGUAUAGGGGUGACUGUUAAAUGGGUGACUAGUGACAACGCUAAGGAUUACCGGCCGCUCAUUGACGAUCGGACGAAGCUAGUCUUUGUAGAGACAGUGGGCAACCCACGUAUCAGUAUCCCGGAUCUCCAGGCAAUUGCCGAUAUCGCACAUGAGUACUCGGUUCCCCUUAUAGUUGACAACACCUUUGGAGCAGGGGGGUUUUGGUGCCCCGUGAUCUCUUUCGGUGCUGACAUUGUCGUCCAUUCUGCAACCAAGUGGUUGGGCGGCCACGGCACAACCGUCGGAGGCGUCAUUGUAGACUCGGGAUGCUUCGAUUGGAACAAAGCCGGGGAUCGGUUCCCGCAUCUCACCCAGCUCAGCGAUGGACCCAUGCCAUUUUCAUAUGCAGCUAAUUUUGGCCGAGUGGCCUUUGCCAUGGCCCUGCGGCUCGAAAUUGUUAUGGAGGUAGGGAGCGUGUUGAACCCCUUCGCUGCACAACAGAUUCUCCUCGGCAUGGAAACCCUGAGCCUCCGUUGUGAUCGGAUAGCCUCCAACGCGUUGAAGAUUGCCACAUUUUUUUCCAAACACCCACAGACCAAUUGGAUCAGUUAUCCUGGAUUGCCGACGGACAAGUACCAUUAUAGAGGAAAGAAGUAUCUUCGUCGUGGCGUCGGAGACUGCAAAACCAUGGCGACACAUCCUUGGAGCUCGACGCACGCCAUCAUGACCGAGGAAGAUCGGACAAAUGCAGGGAUCACCGAAGAUCUCAUCCGUCUUUCUGUGGGAACAGAAGACGUAGAAGAUAUUAUCAAGGACAUUACCCGGGGGCUACAGGCUAUUACACGCAGUGAGAAGAUAACGAAUGGACAAGGACACGCAGAGAGUGACAAUUAG